AUGGCGGUGGCGCCGGCGCACUGCUUUGAACCACCGCCUCGGCUGCACAUCGGCGUUGACUAUCGAUGGGAUCCUCUGUUCUUUCGAAUACCAUCCCCUCGGGGGCCGACAGCCCAUGCGUCAUGCGCGGCGCCGAGCGAAGGUACAGACGGCGUGCCGCACGUGGUUGAUCGGCGGAGCCUUCGUGAGAGUAGCUACUCACCCGACAUAGUGGCGCGGCAUCCCGGCAGGGCGUUGCGCAAUCAGGCCACGAGUGGCCCUCAGCUGCAGCGGCGACAGGGGUCGGGUGGUGAACACCGCCGUGACUCGCCAAGGGCGUUGCGCGGGGAGGAUGCGAGGCGGGAUUGCCUGAGCUGCGGGCCGAUGCAUAGCGAGGGGGCGGUUUCCUCUCAAACGGCAGUCACACCGCAGCCGAGCCCCGCGCCAGCCCCGCGCUCCCCGCCCACGUGCAAGAGGAAGGAGGGAGCAAACCCCGCGGCGUUCAGAAGGUCCAAGGCCAAUGCAGCCAGCGCCGGAAGGGUGGUGCUCUCACAUCCCCACGACCACAGUUUGGUACGCUCUCCACGCCUCACACGUUCUGCCAUCCUGCGACGUGAGUUUAACACCUCUGAUGCACCCAGCAAGCAGGUCCUGGGAUCUUCUCUAGAUUUCGCGAACCGGGUGGGUGCAACUUUCCCACGCACACCAGCUGAGGUCGGUGGCGUAAGAAUGGCACCGACGCACGGCGAAGGCGCUGCUCAGCCAUCCACUUUGCUGGCGGGCGGUGCUGCGAUGCGGCAUUGCCAAGACCACGCAUGGGUGUCCACACUCUGUGCUGCAUCCUUGACGCCCCGUGGAACGCGGGCUGCAGCGCUUCGUCUGGAACACGUGAGGCGCAAACUUAAUGUUGAUCUUGUGCCACGUGGCUCUGUUGCUCGCCCACAUCACUUUGAGCGCACAGCUGUGGCGGCGGGAGCGGGGCUGGUUGUUGUGGAUGGGAAUUGCUACAGCGAUGUAGAGGGCAUGAGGUGGCGAAGUGAGAUUCCACCCAUUCCAAAGCUUUGGGAGCUCUGUGCGCCGCGCAUGGCGAAUCAAAGCACGCGGACCAAAGGAGGGAAUGCGGUGUGGGUCUCAAGUCACGGGCUCGACGCUGCUACGACGAGAAGCUGGGAAGCCAAGGCACGGGGGCGCCUGCUAAGGAGUGAAACAGCCACCAAAGAAAGCGGUGUUUGUCGUGAUGGCGUUGAUCAGCUCAGCAUACUGUGUGACGAGGAGGGAAUCAUUUUUACCUCAACUGAAAUGAACGGUGGUGGUGGUGGCGCCGUGAUGCCUGCCGAUAAGUUUGAAGAAGGACCGGAGGGGAACGCGGUGGCCGAGGAUCCCGACGCUUGCCGCUUAAGGAUCAGUGCGGGCAAGCCAGAAUGGGUGAAACCGCCUGUUCAGAGUAAUUUGUGCGCAGUGGAGGAGGCGGGUGAGCCGUGUUGUGAGGGGGUCAAGAUGACGCCUAUGCAAAGCGUCAAGGACAACAGGGAACGCACCCUUUCACCCUUUGAUGUGGUGGAGUCGUUGCAUGAAUGGUCCUCAGACCCAUUUUCCGAAGAUGCAACUGAAACUCCACAAAGCUUGGCCGUAGCGGAAGUGGAAGUGGAAGAGGUGGUUAACCCGCCUUCCUAUUGGCGUGCUGAGACGUUGCCAAUGGUCGAGGCAAACGCCGUCUGUGCAGCUCCCUCAGCGGUAAUUGUUGAAGAGUACCUCUCGCCGUCUAUUACACCGGGACAGAGAGAGGCAAGUGAUACUGUUGCUGCUCUCUCACGAACUUCUGCCCUGACAGAUGAUCUCCCGCUGUCAUCAUGCACAAAACGUCAUCUGACGGAGCGAAUGGCAUUGAUGCCGCGCUACCUUCCGCUGGAGUACGCGGCGGUGCCGAAGCGAACGAAGAUGCGGCUGACACCAAGUACCACGCUGCGAAACUACAAAGCCCUUCAGCGAAGGGUUCGCAUGAACGUCAUGAGGACGUUCUUCUACAAGUGGACCACCUGGAUCAGGCUUCGUACAAGGAUGGGGUGGGCGUCGGUGGGUCAAGCGCAUCCUUGCACGCGCAGCAGUGGGCACAUGCCCCUGGUGCCCUCUGCUAUCUUGAUGGGGCCGGCCUUUACACUCUGCGGCGAGACGGUGGCGGCAGAAGAUGUGCAUGCCACGCAGCAAAACGGACCAGAUGUGGUGCGGGAAACGGUGUCAAAGGAGCUGUGCGCCACCCCAACCCAUCCUCAUGUGUCGCUGAAGAAGAAGAGCCCCCCACCGCUCUCAGUGAAACUGCUGGAGCGGGUGGUCGGCAGUAACGAGCAAACCCGGACGACGUUGCAGGACAUGGAGUCCACGUGCGACUCUAAUGACAGUAGGUUUGCCUCCUCAUCUUUGGCCUCAAGGGAGGAGGACUGUGUUUCUCCCCAGUCGCGCAGUGCUCACGCAGAAUAUGAAAGGGACUGGACUUCCUCAGAGGGGACUUUGUUAGACUCCCUGUGUUCACUCACCCCCAUUAACUGCGAUGCGCAGGAGAUGAAGCUCUUGCCAAGCCACAGGUCGAGUGCAUCACUGAAGUCAAGAAGUACUUUAUCGGCGAGUGAUUCGCAAGGGAGCCUGGACGUGGAGGAUGUCAUACCUGCCCCCAAAAGAAGUUUCCAGUCCACCGCAUAG
This is a messenger RNA of Trypanosoma rangeli, 2673 nucleotides long. RefSeq lists its product as uncharacterized. NCBI's taxonomy places the organism in Eukaryota, Euglenozoa, Kinetoplastea, Trypanosomatida, Trypanosomatidae. The record is from RefSeq and is a predicted model, not a curated record. The coding region runs from base 1 to 2673 and encodes 890 amino acids. The transcript has a single exon.